UCUGAGUUUAAAGCUAGUUUCGUGAGAAAAUGCUACAUUAAGGUUUAUCCUUCAGACUUCAACCCGCAUCCAGGGAAAUAUAGGAGCUUGUGAACAUGCAGCGGUUCUCCUGGCUCGGCUAUGAAACCCAGCUUCUGGAGCAGCUGCAGAGGCAGCAAAACAGCACACAGUUCUGUGAUACCAUGCUGCAAUCUGACGGUAUCUCAGUCCCGGCACACAGCUGCGUCCUGGCUGCCCUCAGCCCUUACUUGUCCCAGAGGUUGUCGGCCUCCCCCUCCCCUCAGUCGGGGCAAAAACGUUGGCUUCACCUGCAGGCAGUGUCAGCCCAGACCUUAGUGAAGCUGGUCCGGCUCCUGUACUCUGGAGAGCUGGAAGUGAGAAGCAGCGAGGAGCAGAAUGAGGUGCUGGCUGCAGCACACAAGUUUGGAAUCACAAACAUCAAAUUAGGAUGUAAAGACAGUGAGGGGGAAGGCACAGAGCUUCUUGGAGUAAGGCAAAAGGUUCACAUCAGAGGGAUGCACAAAGAUGUGAAAAUGCAGGAUCCAAAGGUUCAGGCUGAGAUAAGUGGGAAGAUAGAGGAUGAUCCUCUUGAAAGGAAAAGCUUUGCUUCGAUUGGGACACAAACUGUAGAAAGUAUCCUAAUGUCUGCCGUCGAUCCUGGUCCUGCUCCAGCUUCGCCUCCAACUGUAGAGUCUGCAUCUGUUGUAGGAUCCUGUUCUACCUGCCAGUCUAAAAACGUCUUCCAGAGUUCUCUCACCUCCAACCCGAGCGUCCACUGCGACCCUGAGGUUUCAGCCCAGCGGGGCUCCGCUUCAUUCAGGCACAUGGAAACAAUAGCAACUUGCUUCAGCCAACAUGCCGACUCACCAAGAUCGCAGAAAAAGAAUCAGCCUGCUGAGGAGGACCAGGAAAGGCCAGGGCAGCAGGACGGAAACAGGAAGGCGACUGUGGAUGGAGGAGAAAAGACGCUGAAGAAAGAACAUAAGAAGAAGUCUCAUUUUAUCACAGGAGGAAAGAAUCUAGAGAAGAUGAAAUGGAAAAGAGAGAGUAUGGAAACAGCAAAGAUUUCCAUCAAGGUGAAACUGAGGAGGAGGACAAGAGGAGAUGUGUGGGAGACGGUGGCCGUUCAAGAUGAGGAUGUGUCGGUUCUGUCUAACCUGAAUCAGAACACCCCGCAAACAGGCCUUGAUGUUCUCCAGACUCCAGCUCCCUCUGCCCUUCCAGUCCAGUACCCAGAUUCCCAGAAGGUCCGGGAUGUUUCGAACUCCUCCCCCGAACAGGCCAACACCAGCUCUUUCUCUGAAGCCCGAUCCACCUGCAGCCUCUGGAUGGAUCAUAGCAGCGAGCUGGAACCAGAGUGCCUCCUGCCGCCUCAGAGCCCCGGGGAGGAGUCCAACGAGCAGAUCGACGAGAUGUUGGAGAGCAUCAUGAGGAGUCUGAAUUAUCUCCCUAACCUGAACACCAACUGCAAGAAAUCGCAGGUGGACCUCGGCGCGGCGUCAACCCUUCAUGAGGUCCCAGCUACGGAGAACGACGUUGGGCCGACGGCGCAGAGUGCUGAUGUUGCUGCAGCAGAGGGCGUGUCCUACCAGACCCUGGAGACGCCAGGUGACCAAUCAGACACGGACACAGGUCGCUAUCAUUUUCACAAACCGUUUGAUGUUUUAACAUUAGUUCUUUGUUUCAAUCUGGGACUGAUUUCUGAUCUUUUCGUUGAGACUGGAUGUUUGUGCUAA
Molecule: messenger RNA, 1736 nt
Organism: Cyprinodon tularosa
Lineage: Eukaryota; Metazoa; Chordata; Actinopteri; Cyprinodontiformes; Cyprinodontidae
Product: BTB/POZ domain-containing protein 18
Exons: 5
Coding region: 96-1736 (546 amino acids)
Biological process (GO): positive regulation of transcription elongation by RNA polymerase II
Molecular function (GO): protein binding
Source: RefSeq, a predicted model, not a curated record